CAGUCAUGAAAGUGGUACCUAGAAGAGAAGCCACUGCGGCCUGACCUGAAUUUCUCUAGUGCAAGGUGUAGUAUAGAACUGUAGAUCGAUCAUGGGCAUCUUCCCGAUGAUGUUCUAUCUAUUGGUACUUGAGUCACUAGGACAACCAACUGCUCUAGCAUCUGGAGUUGUAACAAGCCAGCAGAGCCCUGAAGGAAACUCGGCGCAACCAUCACUCGAUGGUUGCCCAACGAGCUGUGGCAACGUGAGCUUUGCCUAUCCUUUCGGCAUCGGAUCCAGGUGCUCCCGUGGGCCUGACUUCAACCUCAUUUGCAACCACACUGCUCAUCGACCGAGGCUCUUCUUGUGCGACGGCAUCACCGAGGUGAUCGAAUUUAGCAAUACUGAUUCAUUUAAUUCAAUCUGGGCCUCCUUCUCGCAUACCAUCCCCAUGCAUCCUGGUGAGAGUGUCUACAACUUUUCUUUGAACUCACCUGGGAGGUCCUUCUCCCUUGAGUCUAUUGUUCUAAACAUUACAAGCUGUGACCUGGAGGUAUACUUUGUUGGAGACGAUGCUACCACGUUAAAAUGCAGCACUGUGUGUCUGGAUCCAAGAACCCCAGAGAUGGUGGCUAUGCACUACUGUAAAAAUACAUCCGGAUGCUGUCGUAUUCAUCUGAACCUUAAAGGCAGUUUUCAGUUCAAAUUUGUCUUCAACCACAGCAAAAGCAUCAUUGGCGCACACUCCAACCAAACCUCUCAACUGUGGGAUAGAAUCAACAUAACUAGUGAUGGGCCGGGUGGCUUUAUGCUAAUGUGGCAGAUAGUUGAGCCAUCCAACUGCGAUGCUGCCAAGCAAAACAGGACAAGCUAUGCCUGUAUGAGCGAGUAUGCCGAGUGCAACGACCGUACACCCAGUUAUUGUCUCGUUGAAGAUGCCGCGUGCAUUGAUGGAAGCAAUGGCUACAGCUGCACGUGCAGGACUAACUAUGCAGGCAAUCCCUACAUUCAAGAUGGUUGCUUCAAUGAUAUAGGAUAUAAUCCAAUUCCGAGCAGGGCUAAUUGUACACGUUCCUGUGGUAACAUUAGUGUGCAAUUCCCGUUCGGCUUCGAAGAGGGUUGCUUUGCCAGGGAAGAGUUUCACCUCAACUGCAUAAGUACGACAUCAUCAGCUGCCCUGGUCAUGUUGGACUUGUGGGAGAAACAGGUCAUUGACAUAAGUGUCGACGAAGGGACCAUUAAUGUCACCAUUCCUGACCAAAAUUCUGCGAACUCCCUGUUUAUAUUACAGCCUAACAGUCUUUUUUCUACAUAUGGGUUAUUUUUCUCUAUGAACUGGGUUGCUGCUAAUCUAAGUUGCGCAGAGGCCCAACAGGAUAAAUCUGGAUAUGCUUGUGUGAGUACGAACAGCAAGUGUAUGGGAGUAAGUGCUGAAGGAGUCUAUGCUGGUUACCGUUGCAAAUGCUCAGAUGGCUUCCAAGGAAAUCCAUACAUCAAAACCGGUUGUCAAGAUAUUAAUGAAUGCCUUCAACCGAGCAAUUGUAACGGGACAUGCCAUAAUAACAGAGGAAGCUUUAGUUGUACUGAAUGUCCUCCCAAGACUAAGUAUGAUUCAUUAAAAAUGCAGUGUACUAAGAGGCAACAACCUCUGCUCUUAGGUAUAAUAAUUGGGUUAUCAUGUGGUUUGGGUGUCCUACUUCUGAGCUUCAGUGUAGUGCUUCUCACUCGUAGAUGGAAAAUAAGCGUUCAAAAGCAACUACGGAAGAACUAUUUCCGAAAGAACCAAGGUCUUCUCCUAGAAACAUUGAUAUCAUCUGAUGAAAGUGCAAAUGAUAAUACAAAGAUUUUCUCGUUAGAAGAGCUAGAGAAGGCAACAAACAACUUUGACCCUGCACGUAUCAUCGGACGUGGGGGGCAUGGCAUGGUUUACAAAGGCAUAUUGUCUGAUCAACGUGUUGUUGCAGUAAAAAAGUCUAAGGUCAUUGAGCAGUCCGAGAUCAGUCAAUUUAUCAAUGAGGUUGCAGUCCUCACCCAGAUAAAUCACAGAAAUAUUGUGAAGCUCUUUGGAUGUUGUCUCGAAACUGAGGUUCCACUGCUAGUGUAUGAUUAUGUAUCUAGUGGUUCACUAUCUGAAGCUCUUCAUGCAGAUACAAGUAACGAUUUUUCUUUGUCUUGGGGUGAUUACUUAAGGAUUGCCCUGGAAACAGCAGGAGCUCUAUCUUAUCUCCAUUCUUCAGCUUCAAUAUCAAUCUUCCAUCGUGACGUGAAGUCCUCCAAGAUACUCUUGGAUGGGAAUUACACAGCUAAAGUGUCAGAUUUUGGUGCAUCCAGAUUGGUUCCGAUCGAUCAAACGCACAUUGUCACGAAUGUGCAGGGUACAUUUGGGUACUUAGACCCAGAGUAUUUCCAUACCAGGCAGCUGAAUGGGAAGAGCGACGUGUACAGUUUUGGUGUGGUACUGGUGGAGUUGCUUCUCAGAAAGAAGCCUGUUUUUACAAGUGAAUCAGGCACCAUCAUGGGCUUGUCAAGCUAUUUUCUCCAGGAGUACAGUGAGGGGAGAAUCACUGGUACUGUUUGUUCCCAGGUCCUGGAGGAGGCAACUGAGGAAGAGAUCAACGGUGUCGCCUCUCUUGCAGAGAGGUGCUUAAGACUGCAUGGCGAGGAAAGACCCACCAUGAAACAGGUGGAGACGGAACUGCAGACUCUACGCGCAAAACAGAUGGAAUCAUCUCAGGCAGAUCCGAGGAAUGGAGAACAGAUGCAACCAAGGUCGUUAACUCAAAGAAGUAGAUCUGCUCGGCAAUUGUAUGCACAGCCUGGAGGUAGCCAACGACACUAUAGCUUGGAGGCAGAGUUCUUGUCAUCUGCUAGCCUACCACGCUAGAUGAGGCUAUUGAGCUUAUUAAUAAUGGAUAAUUUAUUUCCCUCUUUUGUGAACUAUUGCUAGAACCUGUAUUACAGGCUAGUUAGGUUGGUACUGUAAUAAGUCAUGAUUUCAGGCAUCAUGAUUGUAUCAGUUCUCGGUUGGAAUUAUGCUUGCUGAUAUAUGUAGACUGAAUUUUGUUACCCUAGAAGAGAUGUAGUGGAUUGUAUUAGCAAUGUUUUGGCACUCA
Molecule: messenger RNA, 3092 nt
Organism: Triticum aestivum (bread wheat)
Lineage: Eukaryota; Viridiplantae; Streptophyta; Magnoliopsida; Poales; Poaceae
Product: wall-associated receptor kinase 1-like
Exons: 4
Coding region: 92-2863 (923 amino acids)
Biological process (GO): protein phosphorylation; cell surface receptor signaling pathway
Cellular component (GO): plasma membrane
Molecular function (GO): protein serine/threonine kinase activity; ATP binding; calcium ion binding
Source: RefSeq, a predicted model, not a curated record